Molecule: messenger RNA, 636 nt
Organism: Saccoglossus kowalevskii
Lineage: Eukaryota; Metazoa; Hemichordata; Enteropneusta; Harrimaniidae
Source: RefSeq, a predicted model, not a curated record
UACGAUUGUAUGAUCUUGUCUAACUUCAACGGCGCGUCACGGAGACAGCGAAUUUAAAAGCAUGCUCACUCUCCGUAGAUGUGUUGAGCACGGAUGAUGUAUAUUUCCUUCCCCGUUCAGAAUACGCUACUCAAUUCAAUUUCGCCCGAGCUUCCAGAUGCUCCGCCCGCCUACACAACGAUCGCUGGCUACACGGAUACACAACCCGAUGACACUGAGCCGUACGCGACGCAGUUAACGCUACCGUACAGGUGUACUUCAAAUGGGUAUUCGAAUCAAGUGUGUACUGGCUUCGCUCGCUAUUCUAAUCACUUCGACCAUCAGGCAUAUAUAGUUUCCGGACCUCAAUUCCAACACACUGUCAUUAUACGCAGUCCGGAGCCGCUUAGAAACCCUCCACCGGAUUACCUAUGCUCGUCUAUCCUGACAACUAUUUUCUGCUUCUGGCCAGUGGGAAUAUUUGCCGUUAUGAAGUCUUUUGAGACCAGGAGAAGCUCGACAAGAGGCGACGAAAACAUUGCAUAUUCAGCGUCACGAUCUGCGAGGAUAUUGAACUGGAUAGCUCUGAGUAUUGGCGUGGCGUUGGCCAGCGCUACGAUAAUCACACUGGCUAUCUUAACCCUCACAGCGCAAUGA